Molecule: messenger RNA, 1028 nt
Organism: Suillus clintonianus
Lineage: Eukaryota; Fungi; Basidiomycota; Agaricomycetes; Boletales; Suillaceae
Product: DOPA-like domain-containing protein
Exons: 8
Coding region: 349-903 (184 amino acids)
Source: RefSeq, a predicted model, not a curated record
GUCACUAGUGACGAGUGCAUCAAUGAUCAUGUGACGCGCCACCCUAGAUAGUCCGUUUUCUUGAAACCAAGCGCAAUGUUCGACUGUCACAGCAAAGACGUUAAAUUAUCCCCUCAGGAUUAUUCUUGUGAGCACAAACCUGUGCCUAGUUCACUUCCCCGCGUAAACUAGAACUCGAUCGAGCCUGAGUUAUCGAGAUUCGGAGGUGGAAGAAAUUGAUAUGUGUUGAGCGCCUUUAAAUUUCAAACGAGCGUGGAAUUUGUCACUUACAUAUAUGUCAUCCUUAGCAAUAGUAGCUAUGACCGGUUGCGGAGCCAGCGCUAACCUUCUUCCUCAACGAGGGUCAUAAUGUCAGAAUACCACCCACCCACCGACCUUGAAGAUGUUGUAAACUCUGAAGUCAAAGAGUGGCACUUCCAUAUCUAUUUCUUCCAGUGUAACGCUGAUCAGCACCAAGCUGCGCUAGACUUGCGCGAUGCUGUCUUGCGCCUAAGGCGUGAUGGAGCGUUUGUCGCUGUGCCAUUAUUUCGUGUGAACACCGACCCAAUCGGUCCCCACCCAGUUGGUUCGUACGAGAUUUGGGUACCUUCGACCUCGUUUUCUUCUGUAUUUUCGUACCUUUGCUUGAACAGGGGCAAUUUAAGCAUCCUCGUGCACCCUCUCACGCGUGAAGAGAGAAAAGACCAUGAACUCCGGAGUGCGUGGAUUGGCCCUCCGUUCUCUCUCGAUCUGUCUGUUCUCCCGGUGCAGACUGAAGAGCUACCCGUACAAUACCCGAGUCUGAAGCUCGGUUACUCUGCAACAGAACCCGAGUAUACCCCUGACCAACGCCGCCGCAUUGGUGCCAACGUCGAGCGCAUCCUGAAGGGCGAGAAGGAAGCUGCCAGGGCUCCCAUGAAUUAACAAUUUGGGCAGGGCCUUCCGAAUAAUAGUAAACGACUUGCGGUGAUUGUUUUAUGCAUGUUUAGCUACAAUAUUCAUAUGUUCUGGUGUAACAGCGCGCAGACGAAUGAAAGUAAGUUGGGUGA